AUGGCGACUUUCAGAGACUGGGUGCGCACCGAGUCACUCGACAGCCAUGGUACCAUCGAUCAAUUCCAGGGUGCAGCAAUAGCCAUAGACGGCGAUGAAUAUCUGGAUACAUUGCUAACGAACAACCUGACACGCGAGCCUCUCCUGCCAGCGCUUGGCGGGCUCCCAUUCGCGCUCGAUAAGCAUGUCAAAGAUGAUUUGAACAAUUUCGCCGCCAAUGACAUCACUCCCAUCUUUGUUUUCAACGGCCUCCAGUUGGCCAGCAGGGACAAGGCUAUCGUGAUGCGAGAAGCAAGAAAGGCUGCCAAGGAUCUCGAUGAAGCAUGGAGCAUCUACGACCAAGGCCGCGGCGAAGAAGCUGUGAAUGCGUUCGGUAAAGCUUGCAAUUACAAAACUGCGCACAUUGUCAGGUGGCUGCAAUUACAUCUCUACGGCCGUGGAGUUCAUGUACAGAUAGCGCCAUACACCGCCGCGGCCCAGCUUGUGUACCUUGUCGAGACUCGCAUGGUAGAUGGCAUUUUGGGCUCGGCUAGUGCUCUAGCAUUCGGCGCCGACAAAGUCAUCACGUCCAUCUCAUGGGAGAACAAAACCGUCUCAUGGGUGGAAUCGAAACUUUGUCAAGGCAAGCUUAUGUUCACUCUUGACGGCUUCAUAGACACCAUGCUACUCUCGGGCUGUCUUCCCCAUCUGCUGCCUUCGUUCCCGGAGAUAGAGGUCGAACCAAACCAAAUCCAAGCUGCGAGGCCGUUCAUCGCCCGUGCGAACGGCGAUGUCCACUCCCUACUUCAGCAGAAGGAUGAAGAAUACUGCGCUGCUUAUCGCAAAGCCAGGUACUUUAUCAAGCAUCCUGUGAUCAUGACCACACAAGGCAGAUUUGAAGCCAAAGGAUUGCCCGAGCUAAAGAUGCCGGGCGACUAUCACGAUGUCACCGGCCAUCGUCUUCCGACCGAGGUGAUGUACUAUCUGUCGACUGGUCUUGCUGGGCCACGAGUACUCAAUUGGUCUGUCUCCAAGCAAGUUCUUGAGCUACCACCGCUCGAUGGCGGCAACUCCAACGCCUACAGAGAUCUGGUGCAAAACAAGUUGACAGACAUCCGUCGACGAUCACUAGCUGUCAUUUGUGGACAACUACAUCGUCACUAUCAAUUCACUGCGCUGGAAGUCAGCUACUGGUUUAACGAAGAGACGAACAGGAUUUCGCUUAAGGACGAGGUUCAGGUGUCGCCCCCAGCGCAGAGCACAUUCCAUGUGAAGGACCAGACGCUGUCUGAUGACAUGACUACGCAUCCCUUGACCACCGCCUUCGGCAUGCUAUCAGAUGCAGGAACUGCAAAGUCUACAGUCACAAAACGACCCGCACAUUCGAGCGGCAUAUUGUCGUCGACGAAGGAGUUGGUGGGGAACACCGUCUUCCGCUUCCUACAGGAUACGAAGUACGCCAACGCGGAUCACACACUCACACCCUGGGGCCGAGCACUCAAUGUUGCGCUACAAGAGGCCAGCAAGAACGGUCUACUCGACUUGUGUGUUACAGGAACUGAGGCUGAGGAAGCAAUCUUCAUGGCUUUUGAGCUGCUUCGUAUGCGAGUACUGCACAACCAGAACCUGUUCCCAACGCCACAGUUUUCCGGCCAACCUCUGCGUGGCACCGAAUCGGACAAGCAAAACACGCUACUCAUCAGCCGCAUUGCGUGCCUGGGUUUCUUCCGACAUCGCCAGAUUGGUUAUACUGGGCCUCUCUCAAGGCAUCUGCUUGCAUACCACCAAAUGGCAGCGUCGGUCCGUGCCAGUCUGCGUGACCUUCUCGAGAUGAACGCUUGUGCGAUGUCGAUCUCUGGUGCUGUUGACCGCAAGACGAUCAAGAAGAGCUCGAUGAAGGAGCUCGCAAGUAAGCUGCCUUUCGUCCAGGAACCUGAUCUCGGCCUGGCCCUCAUCGUGAAGAGCUACCUAGACGAGCAAUCGAACGAGCCUUCUAAGCGACAGGACAUCACUCGAUGGUUCAACUAUGUGCUGGACAUGGAGGGUGAUUUGGAGAAGGCAUGGAAGCUGUGGGCAUGCGUCAAUGCUGGUGUCCAGUCCGCGGAUACUAUUGUCGCCCAGGAGGCAGUCAAGCGUUCGUUCCAGGAUGCUGACGAGUGGCUGCAAAAGAAACGUGCAACGACCAAUGGCACCGCCUGA
Recurvomyces mirabilis is the source of this 2178-nucleotide messenger RNA. RefSeq lists its product as uncharacterized. The coding region runs from base 1 to 2178 and encodes 725 amino acids. The record is from RefSeq and is a predicted model, not a curated record. NCBI's taxonomy places the organism in Eukaryota, Fungi, Ascomycota, Dothideomycetes, Mycosphaerellales, Teratosphaeriaceae. The transcript is spliced from 4 exons. Gene Ontology annotation, cellular component: nucleus. Gene Ontology annotation, molecular function: nuclease activity; mRNA 3'-UTR binding.